Molecule: messenger RNA, 6408 nt
Organism: Alosa sapidissima (American shad)
Lineage: Eukaryota; Metazoa; Chordata; Actinopteri; Clupeiformes; Clupeidae
Product: protein bicaudal C homolog 1-like
Exons: 21
Coding region: 766-3723 (985 amino acids)
Cellular component (GO): cytoplasm
Molecular function (GO): protein binding; RNA binding
Source: RefSeq, a predicted model, not a curated record
UUACUCCCUUUUGUGGUCAUGAUGGCCAUUGAUAUUCAAAAUGACCAACAUUUACAAUCAGCAUUCUCUGGUUUUACUGCCUAAAACAUAUAAGCUCAAAGUCGAAAGCCAUACUGAUUUAUAGCAAAAUAAUAUUGAUAUGUUUAUUUUAUUUUGCAUUACGCAUGCUGUGCGCAUGGCAUUACGUGAGGACAGGACCAAGUGAUACUUUUACUCUGCAUUUACUAGUUUACUUUGCUAGUUGAAAUUCUUACUUUACUCUGCAUUUACUUUGCUAGUAGGAAUUAUUUUAUUUGGCAUAAGCCUACCUUGCUAUCAUUUUCUUAAAUGACUGCUGCAACAUAAACUACCGUUAUAAUGGGUGAGCGUUAACAUUUGAAAUAUGUUCAAAACUGAGCUUUCAGUUUCAGUUAGUUUAUUUUACAGCCAAUGUGUUCAAUUAUAGGUAGGGCAAUGCAUCGCUACAGCGUGGACGCUCGCGAUGUAUUUGGGGGAGGGUUUACUGUAGUUUAAAACGCACGCACGAACUUGGAAGUUUGCAAACAUGCUGUCCUCUGGUCCAACUUGGAUGCAGCCAGCGUAAGGGCGGUGCUUUGCUGAAGAAGAAAAGGCAACAGUUUAGUUGAAAUAAAUACGGUCCACACAAUGACUGACGGUUAUUCUUCAGCAAGACCAAGGAGGGAUGAGUUUGACUAGAAGUUAAGUUUUGGAAGUUCUGGAACACAGUGUGUGGCGCUGUGGCAAGAGCGGUGCAUUGUUGAAGCCAUGGCCGCUCAGUGCGAUUCCUUGAGCGGAUACCUCCAACAGUCUGACCCGGGCUCCAACAGCGAGCGCAGCACUGACUCCCCUCUUCCCGUCUCAGAGGAUGACACCGGUGGGCCCCCUGUCCCGCCAGACCCGGAGUGGACUGAGGAGAGAUUCCGAGUGGACCGUAAGAAACUGGAGAUCAUGUUAUUAGCUGCCACAGAGGGAAGAGCAAAUGGAGGAGAGGACUUCUUCCAGAAGGUAAUGGACGAAACCAAGACUCAGAUAGCUUGGCCCUCGAAACUGAAGAUCGGUGCCAAGUCCAAGAAGGACCCACACAUCAAAGUGAGCGGGAAAAGGGACAACGUGAAGGAGGCCAAGGAGAGGAUCAUGUCUGUUCUGGACACUAAGAGUAACCGUGUGACCCUGAAGAUGGACGUGUCACACACGGAACACUCACACGUCAUCGGCAAAGGUGGCAACAACAUCAAGAAGGUGAUGGAGGAGACGGGCUGCCACAUCCACUUCCCCGACUCCAACCGCAACAACCAGGCCGAGAAGAGCAACCAGGUGUCCAUAGCUGGCCAGCCAGGAGGUGUGGAGGCUGCACGGGCCAGAAUCAGGGAGCUGCUCCCAUUGGUUCUGAUGUUUGAGCUGCCGGUGAUGGUGCAGAUGAACCCGGACCCCAGCUCUCCGGCCAUCCAGCACAUCGCUCAGACCUACAGCAUCUCAGUCAGCUUCAAGCAGAGGUCGCGCCUGUAUGGAACCACGGGGGUCGUCAGAGGGUCACAGAACAAUGCCGCCGCUGUGAAGCGUGGCACGGCGGUGCUGCUGGAGCACCUGGCGGGCAGCCUGGCCAGCGCCAUCACGGUCAGCACGCAGCUGGACAUCGCCCCCCAGCACCACCUGUUCAUGAUGGGCCGCAACGGCGCCAACCUCAAGCACGUGGUGCAGCGUAGCGGCGCCCAGGUGCACUUCCCCGACCCGGGCAGCCUGCAGAAGAAGUCCACGGUCUACGUGCAGGGCACCAUCGACGCCGUGUGCCUGGCACGCCAGUACCUCAUGGGUUGUCUGCCACUAGUGUUGAUGUUUGACAUUAAAGAGGACAUCGAUGUGGACCCACAGUUCAUCACCUCUCUCAUGGAGCAGUUGGACGUGUUCAUCAGUGUUAAGCCCAAACCCAAACAGCCCAGCAAGUCUGUCAUUGUGAAGAGUGUGGAGCGCAACGCUCUUAACAUGUACGAGGCCCGGCGCUUCCUGCUGGGCCUGGACACCAGCGGAGUUGCCCCCUCCUCCACCUCCUCCUCCCCCCCCUCCAUCAGCAGCUGCUGCAGCCCCUCCAGCAGCCCCUCGGCUCCCCACACCCUCAGCUGCACCACGGUGGGGCUGGACAUCCUGGCCUCGGCCGGACUGGGCCUCACCAGCCUGGGUCUGCUGGGCCCCUCAGCAGCCUCCAUGGCGAGCUCAGCCACCAACUCUCUCCUGAACGCCCUCAACAGCUCCAUCAGUCCCCUGCACACUCCCAACUCCUCCGCCCCCAGCCCCACACUCUGGUCCAGCUCGCUGAGCAGCCCCUCCAGUAACACAGGUUUCUCGUCCCCUCUGCUCAUCCACCCGGCCACUCAGGCCACCCUAACCAACAUCCUGCUGUCGGGGGUCCAGGGCUUCACCCACAGCAACCCCUCGCCUCCACCCGGCCUAGCGCCCAGAGAGCCGCCCGGCAGCGACGGCUCCGACUGCAGCAAGGCCAUGGCACCACUCAACGGACAUGUGAAGCACCCCAGCUCUGUGUACAGCAGAAUGUCGGCGGCGGCGUUGGCUGAGAAGGUUCUGAGCGCCAGUCAUAACGAUUGCCAGUCGGUGCCUGAGUCCAGCGCCCACUGCCCCUCGGAGGCUCUUCAGAACAAACCCAGCCCUGACCAAGGUUCCAAUGAUGCGUUUGUGGAGGUGGGGAUGCCGCGGAGCCCCUCCCACUCGGGGAGCAGCAGUGAGCUGAAGCAGAUGCUCGCCUCCUGCCAGAGCUCAGGGAAGAGGCAGGCCCUGGAGCUGCUGCAGGGCACCAAGAACUCACACUUACACUCUGACUGUCUCCUGUCCGAUUCGGACUCCAGCGCAUCUGAAGGCCCCGUGGCGGACAAGCGGGCACCGGGUAGUGAGCGGGCAGCAGAGAGGGCAGCGCAGCAGCAGAACUUCGCACAGACCAGCUUCGCCAACAUGCAGGCAUUUGACUAUGAGCAGAAAAAGUUACUCGCAACCAAAGCCAUGUUGAAAAAGCCUGUGGUGACUGAGGUACGAACCCCCACCAACACCUGGAGCGGCCUAGGCUUCUCCAAGUCCAUGCCAGCCGAGACCAUCAAGGAGCUGCGCAGAGCCAACCACGUGUCCUACAAGCCCACCAUGUGCACCACUUAUGAGGGAUCGCCCCUGUCGCUGUCCCGCUCCAACAGUCGCGAGGGCGUGGGAAACGGCAGCGACUCGGACAACUGGCGCGAGCGGAACGGGAGCGGCAAUGGAGGCGGGGGUGGCCUCCCGACGCACAGCGAGUUCUCGUCGGCGAUCAGUCCAAAGAGGAAGCAGAACAAAACAGCGGAGCACUACCUGAGCAGCAGCAACUACAUGGACUGCAUCUCCUCAGUGACGGGCAGUAACGGCUGCAGCCUCAACUCCUCCUUCAAAGGCUCGGACCUGCCUGAGCUCUUCAGCACGCUGGGCCUGGGCAAAUACACCGACGUCUUCCAACAGCAGGAGAUUGAUCUGCAGACGUUUCUCACUCUGACUGACCACGACCUGAAGGAGUUGGGCAUCACUACAUUUGGAGCCAGGAGGAAAAUGCUGCUUGCGAUUUCAGAGUUGAACAAGAACCGGAGGAAGCUCUUUGAACCGCCCAACAUUCGCUCGUCCUUCCUAGAGGGAGGGGCCAGCGGCCGCCUGCCACGCCAGUUCCCCUCGGACAUUGCCAGCGUUAGCGGACGGUGGUAGGGGUCAAGGGUCAUGAGUGAAACUGAAGAUGACUGGAGUUGGACUGGGUUAACUCUAGCAUCCAACCGUCUCCAACAUCCAGAAUCUCCUCCAAUGUGUGAAGCCACCCCAUUCCUCUGCACCCCUCUCUUAAAGCCAUGUUCUCCAUGUCCCCCACCCCACACACACACACACACACACACACAUUCCCUCCCCCAAGCAUCAGCCAGACACAAGUGCAAACUUUACCAAGUGCCAAAAGGAAUGCCUGCCACACAGAUAACGGACACUGACAGUGUGUCGUCCAUCCUGUCGUCAUACACAUCGGUACGCUGAUCACAGCACCACCACCACUACGGUACAAGCCAGAAGGGAAUGAACUGCAUACGGUGCUGUGGCAACCACGCCCUACUUCGAGAAGUAACAGUUGGCCAAGCACUCUCGACUGCAAACCCCCCCCCCCCCCCCCUCUCUCUCUCUCUCUCUCUCUCUCUCUCUCUCUCUCUCUCUCUCUCUCUCUCUCUCUCUCUCUCUCUUUUCUUCUCAUUAUGCUACCCUGUUUCUGCCCUUUCUGUCAUUCCUGAUUCUUCGCACUGCACUUGGCCCAAUGGACGUGCUGAUGUCUCUGUGCAAUCCCAGGGUUCUCUUCCCAGCACUUAUCUGGACACCAAAUGGAAUUGUGCACGCUGAGUGUGCGCACUGUGGACAGCCAAUGUGCCUUCUUUUGUACCCCCAGAAUGAGCACAAACCUCUGUGGAGUGCAAAAAGAAUCUGUUCUUCCUCAACCAUCUAUGUGCUUCCUCUUCCUCUCUUUAAUAGAGCUCUCUCUGCUUAUAUCUGCUAGAGGUAUUUGACCGUGGUGAUGUUGAGGUCAGAGGGGUCAUGGAUGCCCCUGGAUGUCUGUCGUCCAUAUGGUCUUGUUUCUACUCUGCUUUCAGAGACCCAUAUUCUGCCAGGCGUGCUAUGUGCACCAGAUCUUGACAGUUAAAAUAUUAAUUUACUCAAUUUUAUUCAAAUUCACCAAGUUAAAAUAUUAAUUUAGUCAACAAUCAAAAAUCAAUUCUCAGUUUACAGGGAGUCACCAACCUAAAUUGUUACAGUAGCCUUCAGCGGCGUUGCCCUGCCUAUGUAGGCCUAUGCCUUGAGACUCCAUCGUUUUCUAUUGGAUAGAACCGAGCAUAGAACCUACCCCACCUUUGGUAUGUGGGUGUGACCUAUAUCUCCACCCUGUUCUUUCAACUACCUCUCUGUUUUUUUCUUCCUCACUACUUUUCUUCUUUGCCGCAUGCCUCAGUUCUUUUUUGAGGAAGUGCACCAAACUUUCCAGUCAACGUUCCAGUCAAGUCUGAAAGUAUAUAGACCUCGAAGCUGUGAAUGUCGCCAGAUGUGUCUUAUUUGAAGUGAAGGGAAAAAAAACGAAAUACCAAAAAGUGUCUCUUUUUUUCUUUUUCUCUCGCACUGUCAUCUUUUCCAAAGUAAAUAGUGAGGAUCAUCUUAGUGACUCUGGAGAACGGCACUUCACCCAGAUGUUAACCACUCCUAGUGAUCUCACCUCAUUGUAUUGCAUUGUUUUCUAUGUAUAGUGUAAUCAUGCCUUUAUGUUAACAAAAUGUAAUGCCAAUCUUGUGUGAACCUGUGUGUGACAGAGAUUAAUUUGCAAUCAUUUAUAUGCAUUCUGUGCAUAUUGUAGUUUAUCAUCUUUUUUAUUAAUAUUUUUUUUGUAUCUGUCAAUUUUAGACUGUGGCAAACCGUACCAUUUUGUACAGAAUAUUUUUCUUUGACUUUAUGUGUCUUUAUUUUGGCAGUGAGUAUGCAGGACUGACAUUGAAGCAUAGCUGAUGUUUCGUGUCGUGAACAGAAGGCCAACUUCUAUUAAGUGAAUAUUUGAAACUCUGACUGUGCAAAGGAGUUCCCUUUGCCCUUUGUAGCCUUUUUUUUCCAUAUGUGGAACUGCAGCACGGGCACAAAUAAGGGAUUCUUAGUUUAGUUUUAUUCGAAGACCUCCCUCCCUACCACCCCUGUCUUUGUUUUUUUGUUUUUGUUGUUUUGUUUUUGUUUUGUUUUUUUUGUCAUUUUUGUAUUAUUCAGUUUAUUUUUCAGCCAGCGUCUGUCAAUAGAUGUUCCUGGGAAAGCCAUUUGCUCUGUUUCAUUUCAUUUUAUGAUGUACCAGACAGAGCUCUCUGAGUCUUCAUGGUUUUGUGAACGACCAGCUGUAAUUCAUUUGUAGAAUUGUACUUGGUGUCUCUCCUGUAAAUGGAGAAAUUAAAGAAAAACAUGGGGGGGGGGGGGGGGUGGGAGGAAAACGGUCUGUGUCUUUGACAUGGCCUUCAGACCAAGGCUUGUCGUAUUCUAAGGCGCUCGGUUAGUUCACAUGGAACUUCUCUCCUGGAAACUGGAUCAAAAUUUUGAAUUAAAAUUCUGAGUUAAGGAUUGGAUCGGCUUUGGUUCUCUGCCAUUCGAAGAAGGGACAUUUCAAUCAGUAGCAGUGUUGUGCUGGCCAGUGCCUAGGGAACUAUGUUUUAUCUGUGAGUUCAAAACAGAUAACUAUGUAUUUCAGUAUAGACUCCAUUGCAGUGUUCUUUGAAGUUAAGACCUAAUUUGGGGUUAUUGUGGUACUUGGAUGAAGUGAUACCAUUUGAAUGUUCUGUAUUAGGAAGAAAUGUUACAAAGUAAAGUUACAAAGUAAUAAAUUGUAUGCAAACCUUU